UACAGACGUCUGACAACCGGUUCCUGAAGAACGACGGGAGCCUGUCCCAAAACCCUGACAAGAAUACGGGGUACACGCUGGAGUUCAGGUCCGGGAAGGUUGCCUUCGGAGACUGCACUGGGAAGUACCUGGCUCCCUCUGGUCCCAGUGGAACCAUGAAGUCCGGCAAGAGCUCAAAGGUUGGCAAAGACGAGCUUUUUGUUCUGGAGCAGAGCCACCCUCAAGUGGUCCUCACCGCUGGCAACGACAGGAAUGUGUCCACCAGGCAAGGCAUGGACCUCUCUGCCAACCAGGAUGAAGAAGGUGACCAGGAGACUUUCCAAAUGGAAAUCAGUAAGGACACGAAGAAGUGUGCCUUCAGGACCUGCACUGGCAAAUACUGGACCCUCACAGCUAAUGGUGGCCUUCAGUGCACUGCCUCUACUAAGUCUGCUAACUGCUACUUUGACAUUGAGUGGCAUGGGAAGAAGAUAACCCUGCGUGCCAACAAUGGAAAAUAUGUGGCUGCCAAAAAGAAUGGACAGCUGGCUGCUACUAUUGACACAGCAG
This is a messenger RNA of Sinocyclocheilus grahami, 549 nucleotides long. RefSeq names its product fascin-like. NCBI's taxonomy places the organism in Eukaryota, Metazoa, Chordata, Actinopteri, Cypriniformes, Cyprinidae. The annotation marks the transcript as partial. The transcript is spliced from 3 exons. Gene Ontology annotation, molecular function: actin filament binding; protein-macromolecule adaptor activity. The record is from RefSeq and is a predicted model, not a curated record.